Messenger RNA from Cylindrotheca closterium, 306 nucleotides. The record is from the annotation of a GenBank genome assembly. Lineage: Eukaryota; Bacillariophyta; Bacillariophyceae; Bacillariales; Bacillariaceae.
AUGUCAAACCAGGUGCCAAAGAGACAAGAGCGAUGUACUGUCGCCAGUCAACCCCAUUUUGAACUUUCUUCAAACAAACAGAAUGGAUAUGCUGGACUAGAGAUGACCUCCAAGAUGGCAACCGUUCGAAAGAACAAGGAAGGAUUCGCUCCAAGACAAGUCAAGGCUGCGAUGGAAGCGAGAAGUGCAAUGCACAUACUCAAUGCUCCAAGCACCAAAAGUCUGAAGUAUGCGAUCCAAUCUGGUCUCAUCAAGAACUGUCCUAUCACCGAAGAAGCGAUCAAUCAUGCCAAAGCAAUCUUUUGA